UUGUCGCCCCUCCCUUCCCGAAUCAUCCCCCGGCCCAACCUGCGCGAGCUCUGAAGCGUCCGGCUUUCCAGAGAAGCCAUGUACCGGCUCCUGUCAGCCGUGACGCUGCAGGCUGCGACCCCCGGGGGCCGGGCCUGGGGCUGCGGGCGGCGUGGGGCCCAUCAGCGGGCUGGGCUGCCGCCGCUCGGCAACUGCUGGGUCGGGGGGCUGGGGCUGGGGCUGGGGCUGGCGCUCGGGGUGAAGCUGGCGGGAGGGCUAAGAGGCGCCGCCCCCGCUCAACCCCCGGCAGCCCCCGACCCCGAGGCGUGGCCUCAGGCCGUGCCGCUGCUGGAGCAGUCCCUCGCCCCGCGGUCUCCGCAGACCCCGGCGUCUCCCCACUCCCAGUGCUUCGCCAGAGCCAUAGAGAGCAGCCGGGACCUGCUGCACAGAAUCAAGGACGAGGUGGGUGCACCGGGAAUAGUGGUCGGAGUUUCUGUAGAUGGAAAAGAAGUCUGGUCAGAAGGUUUAGGCUAUGCCGAUGUUGAGAACCGGGUGCCAUGUAAACCAGAGACAGUUAUGAGAAUUGCCAGCAUCAGCAAAAGCCUCACCAUGGUUGCUCUUGCCAAAUUGUGGGAAGCAGGGAAACUGGAUCUUGAUGUUCCAGUACAACAUUAUGUUCCUGAAUUCCCAGAAAAAGAAUAUGAAGGUGAAAAGGUUUCUGUCACAACAAGAUUGCUAAUAUCCCACUUAAGUGGAAUUCGUCAUUAUGAAAAGGACAUGAAAAAGGUGAAAGAAGAAAAGGCUUAUAAAGCCUUGAAGAUGAUGAAAGGAACAAUGGCAUCUGAUCAAGAAAAAGAAUUGAAAGAAAAAGGAAGCAAAAGUAAUGAAAAGAAUGACUUUUCUAAAGCUAAAUCAGAACAGGAUAAUGAAUCCAAAUGUCGGAAACAUGGCAAGAAAAAAAAUGAUUUUGAACAAGGUGAAUUAUAUUUGAAAGAAAAGUUCGAAAAUUCAAUUGAAUCUCUAAAAUUAUUUAAAAAUGAUCCUUUGUUCUUUAAACCUGGUAGUCAGUUUUUGUACUCAACUUUUGGCUAUACCCUACUGGCAGCCAUAGUAGAAAGAGCUUCAGGAUAUAAAUAUUUGGACUAUAUGCAGAAAAUAUUCCAUGACUUGGAUAUGCUGACAACUGUGCAGGAAGAAAAUGAGCCAGUGAUUUACAAUAGAGCAAGAUUUUAUGUUUACAAUAAAAAGAGACGUCUUAUCAACACCCCUUACGUGGAUAACUCCUAUAAGUGGGCUGGUGGUGGAUUUCUGUCUACAGUGGGUGACCUUCUGAAAUUUGGGAAUGCAAUGCUGUAUGGUUACCAAGUCGGGCUGUUUAAGAACUCAAAUGAAAAUCUUUUACCUGGCUACCUCAAACCAGAAACAAUGGUUAUGAUUUGGACACCAGUACCUAACACAGAAAUGUCUUGGGAUAAAGAGGGUAAAUAUGCAAUGGCAUGGGGUGUUGUAGAAACAAAACAAACAUAUGGUUCUUGUAGGAAGCAACGGCAUUAUGCUUCACAUACUGGAGGUGCAGUGGGAGCCAGUAGUGUCCUGCUAGUCCUUCCUGAAGAACUGAAUACAGAAGUUAUAAAUAACAAAGUCCCCCCAAGGGGAAUAAUUGUUUCUAUCAUAUGUAACAUGCAGUCUGUUGGCCUCAAUAGCACUGCUUUAAAGAUUGCCCUGGAAUUUGAUAAAGACAGAUCAGAGUGAUACCUUAACAUCACAGGUGCAAAAUAACCUGUUCUUUUUUUUAAUCAUUAAAAUUCCAAAAUAUGAGAUUUUUAUGAAUAAAUUUGUAAUAGACUUCAAUGGAAUGCAGAAAAUUAUGUACUUGUAAUUGCUUAAUUUUGUAACUGUCUUUUAUUAUAGAAUUUGUUCUUUAUACUCAGGGAAGUAACUAUAGUUUCUACUUUUUGAAAAAAGUGUUGACUGUUGAAAUAAAAUAUUCUGAUAAAAAGAUGUACUUUUUGAAUGUGUAAUGAGGAAAUCUCAUUCAGCAGGAGAUUCUGGGUAUUGACCUUUUAAUAUGACAGCUGAAACAAGAUUAUGAGAAAUUGUAUAUUAGUUAUCUAUUACAGCUUAAAAGAGCAAACAUUUAUCACCUCACAGUUUCUGAGGCUCGGGAAUUGAGAAGUAAUAUUGUUGGGUGGGUAUUUUGCAGUCUCCAACAAUGUUGCAGACAAGGUAUUGUAGUUUUUCUCAAGGGUUCUCUGACACUAGAGGAAAUGCUUCCAUGAGUCACCCCUAUGGCUGAUAAGUGAGAUAAGGUCUCUGUUUGUCACCACAAGGACCUCUCUGUAGGGCUGCUUGAGAAUCUUAAUGUCAUAGCAGUUGGCUUCCCCCUAGCAAAUGACAGAGCACACAUGAGCAAAUGUAAGCACAUCAGGCUAAAGUCAAUAUAUUUUAGAAGUCAUACUAUCACACUUGCCAAAUUUCCUAGGUCACAUGGGACCCAAUAUAAUGUUGAAGAGACUACAUGAAGUAUAAAAUCAUGAGGUAGAGAUCAUCACAGUCCGAUGUCUUGUCUCUAUUGAUUUAUGUCCUUCCCACAUGCAAAAUAAACUUAACACCCAAGUCCUCCAGAAGUUUCAUCCCAUUGUAGCAGCAGCACAAAGCCCACCAUCUUAUCAUCUAAAUCAAGUCUAAGUGUGAAUAAGACUCUUUGGCAGUAAUUCUGGAUAGUUCCUUAAGUAUAGUAAUUCAAGUAUAUAAGUUCCUUUUCAUAUUAAGACCUGUGAACUAAGACAAGUUAUUUGCUCCCCACAGGUACACUAUACAACAGAUGUAGAGUUACUGUUGUAGUCCCUCCUAUUCAAAAAGUUUUGAGAGGGUGUCCAUGGCAAUCCCAAAAUCCUCUGGCAACUAACUUGGCAGCUCCUUGAUUAUUACUUAAGGCUUGGCUUUUGACUGUUUUCUGGGCUCUUGGUUCAGAUGUUAUUCUUCAUUCAUGUAAGGUAGCAUGUGUUUCCAGCUGAGUGGUUUUUCUCAGCCUGUUUCCUGCUUCUUAAAGUUAAGAGGGCCAAAGGUCUCUUUAUCUGCCCUUUCAAUCUAAUUAGCAGUGUUUCUGACAAUAUAAUAUUUUUAAAUGUGAGAGUAUCCUGCUAAUUUUACUGCAGUUUAUGCCAGUAGACAAAAUCUACACCCAAGUGCCCUUCAAAAUAAGCCUCUAAUUUGGAAUUAACUUGAGAUCAUGUUUUCCUGGAAGUGUCCUAGAUUUUAUCUUUGCCUUGAAGCCAUUUCUUAAUUUUUAGUAUCAUCUAUCAUCUGAAGAUAGAACUUAAAAAACUAAUUAUUUAUUCCUUUUUAUUUGUUUAUUUCCUUUAUCUCAUCUCUUGCACGUUGGUAUAAACAGCAAGAACUCAGGAGGCACAUUCAGCACUGAAUCUGGAAAUCCCCUUUAGGUCACCCAGUUCAUGAGGCACUAUUCUAUUUUGUGUUACUGCAAGCAAUAGUGUUGCUACACUUUCUGCUGCUACACAACCAGAAUUCCCUUUCCUCCAUUCUGUAAUAAGAUUUUCAUUACUUUCCUUAAGUCCACAUCUAUAGCAUCCUCAAAAGCUAUCACAGUUUCUUCAAGGCUCUUCAUGUUUCCACUAACACUAUCUUUAAAGUCCUUCCAGUUUCCAUCCACUGCUUUGUUCCAGAUUCGUGUGUGUGUGUGUGUGUGUGUUUAUGUGUGUACAGUUCAGAUAAAAUGCAUAGUUAAUGCCAUAAGACUCAUCCUUUAAAGCAUACAGUGGUUUUUAGUACAUUCACAAGAUUACCACUAUCCAGAAUGUUUUCACCCAGAAAAGAAACUGUUUCUAUGAGCAUUUGCUCCCCAUUCCUCUCUUCUUCCAAUACCUGGUAACCAGCAACUUAGUAUGUCUUUGUGGUUUUUGAUUAUGGAUGAUUUGUAUACGUACAGUAUGUGGUCUUUUGUGUCCAAACUUUUUCAUUUGGUAUAGUGUAAAUUAGCUAUUGCUGCAUGAAAAAAAUUACCCCAAAACUUAAUAUUCUCUUACAGUCUCUGUGUUUUAGAAGUCCAAAGCAGCUUAGCUGGAUGGUCCUAGCUGUCUCCUAUAAGGUUGCAGACAAAAUGUCCACAGGGGCUUCAGUCAACCGAAGCCUUGACUAAGGCUGGAACAUCUGACUGUAAAGUGGCUCGCUCACAUGGCUUUGGGCCAGAGGCCUCUCUUACUGGGUUUUGGCAAGAGUAUCAGUUGCUCACCACUUGGGCUUCUCCAUAGCUUGUCUUAACUGUACUAUGGCUUCCCCUAAAGUAAAUGAAGAGAGAACCAGGCAAAAGCCACAGUGUUUUUAUAAUCUAGGCUUGGAACUAAUCUUAUUCAAAGAUCAACACUGACUUACUGUGGGAGAGGACUGUACAAAGGCAUGAACACCAGAAGUUGCAAAUCACUCGGAGCCAUCUGGGAAUGGCUCCUCGGAUGGCUUAUUAUAAUGUUGUUGACAUUGGAAUAUUUUGCUGUCACAGCAUAGAUGAUGUAUCCUAGAGGCUACCACUGUGCCACUAAAUUCAGGAAAACUCAAAAAGAAGUCAAAGUUCUGUACACUCUAAUAAAUAUUUUUCACAAGUUCUGAGCCCUAAGUCCAUCUCAUCACUCACCUCCUUAUUGAAGUAAAUAUAGUUCUGGGUUGGUUUAAGUGUAAAUAGAAUGUCUCACUGUAACAGA
Molecule: messenger RNA, 4694 nt
Organism: Ictidomys tridecemlineatus (thirteen-lined ground squirrel)
Lineage: Eukaryota; Metazoa; Chordata; Mammalia; Rodentia; Sciuridae
Gene: Lactb
Product: lactamase beta
Biological process (GO): proteolysis; regulation of lipid metabolic process
Cellular component (GO): mitochondrion
Molecular function (GO): peptidase activity
Source: RefSeq, a predicted model, not a curated record